Molecule: messenger RNA, 567 nt
Organism: Microthlaspi erraticum
Lineage: Eukaryota; Viridiplantae; Streptophyta; Magnoliopsida; Brassicales; Brassicaceae
Source: the annotation of a GenBank genome assembly
AUGGUGGAACUAUCAAGCAGUGGUAAUCCGUUCACGUGGGGUGGUAUGCGGGGUACAUCUUGGAUUCAGUGCAAACUGGAUAGGUGCUUUGGUAACAAAGAAUGGCACAGAAGUUUUCCUGAUUCUAAUCAAGCUUUUUUGGACAAACGAGGAUCAGACCAUAGGCCUGUUUUGAUUAAGUUGUUUUCAUCUUCAGAGGUCUAUAAAGGAAAUUUCAAGUUCGACAAGAGGUUGUUUAAUCAACCCUUAGUCAAGGAAGCGAUUAAUCAGGCAUGGAAUAAUGCACAUGGUUGGCGAGACAAUUCAGUUUCUGAGAGAAUAAAGAGAUGUAGAAGAGCUUUGAGUAUCUGGAAAAAAGAAAACAAUUUGAAUUCUAGAGACCGGAUCAUUCAAAUUCAGAUUGCAUUAGAAGCUGAACAAUCUACUAACUUCCCUGGUGCUCAAAAAGUCUUCAUUCUCAAGAAGGAAUUAGUUAAAGCUUACCGUGAUGAGGAGUUGUUUUGGAGUCAGAAAAGUCGUGCAAAAUGGUUAAAAGAAGGUGAUAAAAACACUAAUGGUUAUCCGUGA